Messenger RNA from Dipodomys ordii (Ord's kangaroo rat), 10475 nucleotides. RefSeq names its product ubiquitin specific peptidase 24 (gene Usp24). Gene Ontology annotation, cellular component: cytosol; nucleus. The transcript is spliced from 68 exons. The coding region runs from base 59 to 7915 and encodes 2618 amino acids. The record is from RefSeq and is a predicted model, not a curated record. Gene Ontology annotation, molecular function: cysteine-type endopeptidase activity; protein binding; cysteine-type deubiquitinase activity. Gene Ontology annotation, biological process: protein deubiquitination. NCBI's taxonomy places the organism in Eukaryota, Metazoa, Chordata, Mammalia, Rodentia, Heteromyidae.
GGCACCCGCCACCGCUUCGCUGCGGCUCGCCGGCCGGCGCGGCCCGGAGGCGCGAGCCAUGGAAUCGGAGGAGGAGCAGCACAUGACCACGCUGCUGUGCAUGGGCUUCUCGGACCCUGCCACCAUCCGCAAGGCCCUGCGCCUGGCCAAGAACGACAUCAACGAGGCCGUGGCGCUGCUCACCAACGAGCGGCCCGGCCUCGACUACGGCGGCUACGAGCCCAUGGACAGCGGCGGCGGCCCCAGCCCGGGGCCCGGUGGCGGCCCGCGGGGCGACGGUAGCGGGGACGGCGGCGGCCCCUCCCGCGGCGGGAGCACGGGAGGCGGCGGCGGGUUCGAUCCCCCUCCUGCCUACCACGAGGUGGUGGACGCGGAGAAGAAUGAUGAAAAUGGAAACUGCUCAGGGGAAGGAAUUGAAUUCCCUACAACAAAUUUAUAUGAACUAGAAAGUCGUGUUUUGACUGAUCAUUGGUCCAUCCCGUACAAGCGAGAAGAAUCCCUAGGCAAAUGCCUGCUGGCAUCUACCUACCUUGCAAGACUUGGUCUUUCAGAAUCGGAUGAAAAUUGUAAAAGAUUUAUGGAUAGGUGCAUGCCUGAAGCAUUUAAAAAGCUCCUGACAUCAAGUGCCGUUCACAAGUGGGGUACUGAAAUUCAUGAAGGAAUCUACAACAUGCUGAUGCUAUUGAUAGAACUGGUUGCAGAAAGAAUAAAACAAGAUCCAAUUCCCAUUGGGCUUCUGGGCGUGCUUACAAUGGCUUUCAAUCCUGAUAAUGAAUACCAUUUUAAAAACAGAAUGAAAGUGUCUCAGAGGAAUUGGGCAGAAGUGUUUGGAGAAGGAAAUAUGUUUGCUAUUUCACCCAUAUCUACUUUCCAAAAGGAACCUCAUGGAUGGGUUGUGGACUUGGUAAAUAAGUUUGGAGAACUAGGUGGAUUCGCAGCAAUCCAAGUCAAACUCCAUUCAGCAGACAUAGAACUUGGGGCCGUCUCAGCACUGGUGCAACCCUUAGGCGUAUGUGCAGAGUACCUGAAUUCCCCAGUGGUGCAGCCUAUGCUGGACCCAGUCAUCCUUACUACAAUCCAGGAUGUGCGGAGUGUGGAGGAAAAAGAUCUCAAGGACAAGAGAUUGGUUAGCAUCCCUGAGCUCUUAUCUGCCAUUAAGUUACUUUGUAUGCGCUUCCAACCGGAUCUGGUGACAAUUGUGGAUGACCUUCGACUUGACAUUCUACUGCGCAUGCUGAAAUCACCACAUUUUAGUGCUAAAAUGAAUUCCCUCAAAGAAGUAACCAAAUUAAUAGAAGAUAGCACUUUAUCCAAAUCUGUGAAGAAUGCUAUAGAUACAGACAGAUUGCUAGACUGGCUAGUUGAAAAUUCAGUUCUGUCAAUUGCACUAGAAGGCAACAUAGACCAAGCACAAUACUGUGACCGUAUAAAGGGAAUUAUUGAACUCUUGGGCAGUAAAUUGUCUUUAGAUGAGCUCACUAAAAUCUGGAAGAUACAGUCUGGACAAUCAUCUACCGUGAUCGAGAACAUUCACACGAUUAUUGCUGCUGCAGCUGUGAAAUUUAAUUCAGAUCAGCUUAAUCAUUUGUUUGUUCUCAUUCAGAAGAGCUGGGAGACAGAGAGUGAUAGAGUACGGCAGAAACUGCUGAGUCUGAUUGGAAGAAUAGGUCGGGAAGCCCGCUUUGAGACCACUUCUGGAAAGGUGUUAGACGUACUAUGGGAACUGGCUCAUCUUCCAACCCUGCCCAGCAGCCUUAUUCAGCAAGCAUUGGAGGAGCACCUGACAAUCCUUAGUGAUGCAUAUGCAGUGAAGGAAGCAGUCAAGAGGAACUACAUCAUUAAGUGCAUAGAAGAUAUUAAAAGGCCUGGAGAAUGGUCAGGUUUGGACAGAAACAAGAAGGAUGGAUUCAAGUCAUCUCAGCUUAGUAACCCCCAGUUUGUGUGGGUGGUGCCAGCUUUACGUCAGCUCCAUGAAAUCACCCGCUCAUUCAUAAAACAAACAUAUCAGAAGCAAGACAAGAGCAUUAUUCAAGAUUUGAAGAAAAAUUUUGAAAUAGUGAAACUGGUAACAGGAAGUUUGAUAGCUUGUCAUCGACUUGCAGCAGCUGUAGCUGGACCUGGAGGCUUGACUGGUUUGACCCUAGUAGAUGGCCGAUACACUUACCGGGAGUAUUUAGAGGCACACCUGAAGUUUCUAGCAUUUUUCUUGCAAGAAGCCACCCUAUAUCUUGGGUGGAACCGAGCCAAGGAAAUCUGGGAGUGCCUUGUGACUGGACAGGAUGUUUGUGAAUUAGAUCGAGAGAUGUGUUUUGAGUGGUUUACAAAAGGUCAGCAUGAUCUUGAGAGUGAUGUUCAGCAGCAACUCUUCAAGGAGAAAAUACUAAAAUUGGAGUCAUAUGAAAUCACUAUGAAUGGUUUUAACUUAUUUAAGACUUUUUUUGAAAAUGUGAAUCUCUGUGAUCAUCGAUUAAAAAGACAAGGCGCUCAAUUGUAUGUUGAAAAAUUGGAAUUGAUAGGAAUGGAUUUCAUUUGGAAAAUUGCCAUGGAAUCACCUGAUGAAGAAAUUGCCAAUGAAGCUAUUCAGUUGAUCAUAAACUACAGUUAUAUUAAUCUAAAUCCUAGGUUAAAGAAAGAUUCAGUGUCCUUACAUAAGAAGUUUAUUGCGGAUUGCUAUACAAGAUUAGAAGCAGCUAGUUCAGCACUUGGUGGCCCCACUCUAACACAUGCUGUGACCAGAGCAACAAAAAUGCUUACAGCAACAGCCAUGCCAACUGUAGCAACAUCUGUUCAGUCUCCAUAUAGAUCCACAAAACUUGUGAUAAUUGAGAGAUUACUUCUUCUGGCUGAACGCUACGUGAUCACAAUAGAGGAUUUUUACUGUGUUCCACGAACUAUUCUACCUCAUGGUGCAUCAUUUCAUGGACAUAUUUUAACUCUUAAUGUUACUUAUGAGUCUACCAAAGAUACUUUCACUGUAGAGGCCCACAGUAAUGAAACAAUAGGCAGUGUCCGGUGGAAGAUAGCAAAGCAGUUGUGCUGUCCUGUGGAUAAUAUACAGAUAUUUACAAAUGAUAGUCUGCUGACAGUGAAUAAAGAUCAAAAGCUCCUCCACCAGCUGGGCUUUUCUGAUGAGCAAGUCCUUACAGUAAAGACCUCUGGCAGUGGGACCCCUUCUGGGAGCUCAGCAGACUCCUCAACCAGCUCUAGCAGCAGCAGCAGUGGAGUCUUUAGUUCAUCGUAUGCCAUGGAGCAGGAGAAAUCCCUUCCUGGUGUAGUGAUGGCUCUUGUGUGUAAUGUGUUUGACAUGCUCUACCAGCUUGCCAAUCUAGAGGAGCCAAGGAUAACGCUACGAGUACGAAAGCUUCUGCUGUUGAUACCUACUGAUCCAGCCAUUCAGGAAGCCCUUGACCAACUUGAUUCAUUAGGCAGAAAGAAAACAUUACUUUCUGAAGCAAGUUCUCAGUCUUCAAAAUCUCCAUCCCUCUCUUCAAAGCAACAGCAUCAGCCCAGUGCCACUUCAAUCCUAGAAAGUCUCUUUCGAUCUUUCGCUCCAGGAAUGUCUACCUUUAGAGUACUCUACAACCUGGAAGUUCUAAGUUCCAAACUCAUGCCAACAGCUGAUGAUGAUAUGGCAAGAAGCUGUGCAAAAUCCUUCUGUGAAAACUUCCUGAGAGCAGGAGGUUUGAGUUUGGUUGUAAAUGUCAUGCAGAGGGAUUCCAUCCCCUCAGAAGUAGACUAUGAGACAAGACAGGGUGUUUAUUCCAUCUGUCUACAACUUGCAAGAUUUUUACUUGUUGGACAAACAAUGCCUACGUUAUUAGAUGAAGACCUCACUAAAGAUGGCAUCGAAGCACUUUCUUCUCGCCCAUUCCGAAAUGUUAGCAGACAGACAAGCAGACAGAUGUCCUUAUGUGGUACCCCAGAAAAGUCAUCCUACCGGCAAUUGUCAGUGUCAGAUAGAUCUUCUAUCAGAGUUGAGGAAAUCAUCCCUGCUGCUCGGGUAGCAAUACAAACCAUGGAAGUGAGUGAUUUUACUUCUACCGUGGCAUGUUUCAUGAGAUUGUCAUGGGCUGCGGCUGCAGGACGACUUGACCUUGUUGGAAGUAGCCAACCAAUUAAAGAAAGUAAUUCUCUGUAUCCUGCUGGAAUUCGAAACAGACUCAGCAGUUCAGGAAGCAAUUGCAGUUCUGGAAGUGAAGGAGAGCCAAUAGCUCUGCAUGCGGGAAUCUGUGUUCGACAGCAGUCUGUAUCCACCAAAGAUUCAUUGAUUGCCGGGGAAGCUUUGUCUCUUCUUGUGACAUGCCUACAGCUCCGCAGCCAGCAACUGGCAUCUUUCUAUAACUUGCCCUGUGUUGCUGAUUUUAUCAUUGACAUUCUGCUCGGAUCAGCAAGUGCUGAGAUCCGUCGUGUUGCCUGUGACCAGUUGUACACUCUGAGUCAGACAGACACUUCAACCCAUCCAGAUGUACAGAAGCCAAAUCAGUUCCUUUUGGGUGUCAUUCUUACAGCUCAGCUGCCUCUCUGGUCCCCAACUAGUAUUAUGAGAGGAGUCAAUCAGAGACUGUUGUCUCAAUGUAUGGAAUAUUUUGAUUUGAGGUGCCAGUUAUUAGAUGAUCUGACAACUUCAGAAAUGGAGCAGUUACGAAUCAGCCCAGCCACCAUGCUGGAAGAUGAAAUUAUGUGGCUGGAUAACUUUGAACCUAAUCGCACAGCAGAAUGUGAGACCAGUGAAGCAGACAACAUCUUAUUGGCAGGUCACUUGCGGCUUAUUAAGACCCUCCUUUCACUCUGUGGAGCAGAAAAGGAAAUGCUUGGUUCUUCACUCAUUAAACCAUUGCUAGAUGACUUCCUUUUCCGAGCUUCUAGAAUCAUCUUAAAUAGUCAUUCUCCAGCUGGCAGUGCCGCCAUCAGUCAACAGGAUUUUCAUCCAAAGUGUAGUACAGUGAAUAGUCGAUUGGCAGCUUAUGAAGUCCUCGUGAUGUUGGCAGACAGUUCCCCUUCAAACCUUCAAAUUAUUACAAAAGAACUGCUUUCUAUGCAUCAUCAGCCUGACCCUGCUCUUACAAAGGAGUUUGAUUACCUUCCCCCAGUGGAUAGCAGAUCCAGCUCAGGCUUUGUGGGGCUCAGGAAUGGUGGCGCUACCUGUUACAUGAAUGCAGUCUUCCAGCAGCUGUAUAUGCAACCUGGGCUCCCUGAGUCCCUGCUUUCAGUGGAUGAUGACACAGACAAUCCAGAUGAUAGUGUAUUUUACCAAGUACAGUCUCUCUUUGGGCAUUUGAUGGAAAGCAAGCUGCAGUAUUAUGUACCUGAGAACUUCUGGAAGAUAUUCAAAAUGUGGAACAAAGAACUUUAUGUGAGAGAACAGCAGGAUGCUUAUGAAUUCUUCACUAGUCUCAUUGAUCAGAUGGACGAAUAUUUGAAGAAAAUGGGAAGAGACCAAAUCUUUAAGAACACUUUUCAAGGUAUCUAUUCUGAUCAGAAGAUCUGUAAAGACUGUCCUCACAGAUAUGAGCGUGAGGAAGCUUUCAUGGCUCUCAAUCUAGGAGUUACUUCUUGUCAGAGUUUGGAAAUUUCUUUGGACCAGUUUGUUAGAGGAGAAGUUCUGGAAGGAAGUAAUGCAUACUACUGUGAAAAGUGCAAAGAAAAGAGAAUAACAGUGAAAAGGACCUGUAUUAAGUCUUUACCUAGUGUGUUGGUAAUUCACCUAAUGAGAUUUGGAUUUGACUGGGAGAGUGGACGCUCUAUUAAAUAUGAUGAACAAAUCAGGUUUCCCUGGAUGCUAAACAUGGAGCCUUACACAGUUUCAGGAAUGGCUCGCCUGGAUUCAUCUUCUGAAGUUGGUGAAAAUGGGAGAAAUAUGGAUCAAGGUGGUGGAGGCUCCCCACGGAAAAAAGUUGCCCUUACAGAAAAUUAUGAACUUGUUGGUGUCAUUGUACACAGUGGACAGGCACAUGCGGGUCAUUACUAUUCCUUCAUUAAAGACAGGCGGGGCUGUGGAAAAGGAAAGUGGUAUAAAUUUAACGACACAGUUAUAGAAGAAUUCGACCUAAAUGAUGAGACUCUGGAGUAUGAAUGCUUUGGAGGAGAAUAUAGACCUAAAGUUUAUGAUCAAACAAAUCCAUAUACUGAUGUACGUCGAAGAUACUGGAAUGCCUAUAUGCUCUUCUACCAAAGAGUAUCUGAUCAAAACUCACCAGUAUUGCCAAAGAAAAGUCGAGUAAGCGUUGUAAGACAGGAAGCUGAGGAUCUCUCUCUGUCAGCACCUUCUUCACCAGAGAUUUCACCUCAAUCAUCUCCUCGUCCGCAUCGGCCUAAUAAUGACCGACUCUCCAUUCUUACCAAGCUGGUAAAAAAAGGUGAGAAGAAGGGACUAUUUGUGGAGAAAAUGCCUGCUCGAAUAUACCAGAUGGUGAGAGAUGAAAACCUCAAGUUUAUGAAGAAUAGAGAUGUGUACAGUAGUGAUUAUUUCAGUUUUGUUUUGUCUUUAGCCUCAUUGAAUGCUACUAAAUUAAAACACCCAUAUUAUCCUUGUAUGGCAAAGGUGAGCUUGCAGCUUGCCAUUCAGUUCCUUUUUCAGACUUACCUACGGACAAAGAAAAAACUCAGGGUUGAUACUGAAGAAUGGAUUGCUACUAUUGAAGCAUUACUUUCAAAAAGUUUUGAUGCUUGUCAAUGGCUGGUUGAAUAUUUUAUUAGCUCUGAAGGACGAGAAUUGAUAAAAAUUUUCUUAUUGGAGUGCAGUGUAAGGGAGGUGAGAGUUGCUGUGGCCACCAUUCUGGAGAAGACCUUAGACAGUGCCUUGUUUUAUCAGGAUAAGUUAAAAAGCCUUCAUCAGUUACUGGAAGUACUUCUUGCUCUUUUGGAUAAAGAUGUCCCAGAGAAUUGUAAAAAUUGUGCUCAGUAUUUUUUCCUGUUCAACACUUUUGUACAAAAGCAAGGUAUUAGGGCUGGAGAUCUUCUUCUGAGGCAUUCAGCACUCCGACACAUGAUCAGCUUCCUUCUUGGGACCAAUCGCCAGAACAAUCAGAUACGCCGAUGGAGCUCAGCACAAGCACGGGAAUUUGGGAAUCUCCAUAAUACAGUAGCAUUGCUUGUCUUGCAUUCAGAUGUCUCUUCUCAGAGGAAUGUUGCUCCUGGCAUAUUUAAACAACGGCCACCUGUUAGCAUUGCUCCCUCAAGCCCUCUGCUGCCACUCCAUGAGGAAGUAGAAGCCUUGCUGUUCUUGUCAGAAGGGAAGCCUUACCUGUUAGAGGUCAUGUUUGCAUUGCGAGAGCUGACUGGCUCACUCCUAGCACUCAUUGAGAUGGUGGUGUACUGCUGUUUCUGUAAUGAGCAUUUUUCUCUCACCAUGCUGCAUUUUAUUAAGAAUCAACUAGAAACUGCUCCACCUCAUGAGUUAAAGAAUACCUUCCAACUGCUUCAUGAGAUACUUGUCAUUGAAGAUCCUAUUCAAGUGGAACGAGUUAAAUUUGUAUUUGAGACAGAAAAUGGAUUACUAGCUUUGAUGCAUCACAGUAAUCACGUUGACAGCAGUCGCUGCUACCAGUGUGUCAAAUUUCUUGUAACUCUUGCUCAAAAGUGUCCUGCAGCUAAAGAAUACUUCAAGGAAAAUUCUCACCACUGGAGUUGGGCUGUGCAGUGGCUACAGAAGAAGAUGUCGGAGCACUAUUGGACACCACAGAGUAAUGUUUCUAAUGAAACCUCAACUGGAAAAACCUUCCAGCGAACCAUCUCAGCGCAGGACACAUUAGCAUAUGCCACAGCUUUGUUGAAUGAAAAAGAACAAUCAGGAAGCAGCAAUGGGUCAGAGAGCAGUCCUGCCAAUGAGAAUGGAGAGAGGCACUUACAACAGGGAUCAGAAUCUCCCAUGAUGAUUGGCGAGUUAAGAAGUGACCUUGAUGAUGUUGACCCUUAGAAGACUGUGCCUAGCACCUGACAACACUGGGUGCUUGGCACCUCAAGAAACCAGAAUCUCAUCCUCAAAGCCCUUGGCGGAGCCUGGAGAGCUGGGAAAGUGUGACUCUGGAGGGCCAUGUGCUCUGAAGGAAAGCUUUCUUUGGCCCCUAGAGGGUUGGGAGAUGUUGGCAGACAAACUCCAGCAAGUGGAUCCAUGUCCUGCAUGUGGGUUGACACUUGUGUGGAGACCAAGGAAACAGAGCUGCUGCCAAGCUCCUGUCCCAUGAGCACACAAGAGAGGGGUAAGCGGUGGCUUUGUCUUCAUUGCCACAAGAGAAACUCCUUUGUUUUUAUAUUUUAUGGGAAAAAGGCGAGCUGCCUUUUGGUGUGUGGGGGAAAAUUUUUAAUGUUACAGUAAUAUUGAGUAGGAAUAUCCCAUUUAAAAUGAUGUAAAGAUAUGUGGUAAAACUCCUUUUCAUGUAAAGUAGUGGCUGAAGAAUUGCGUUUACAUGGACCUUUGUAUUUAAUAUGUCUCCCUCUCCAUAUAGCAUUGCCCAUGGGUCUGGUUGAGAGCUCUGGGCUUAGGCUUGGACCUUGAGGAAAAGCUAUCAGGAACAAAACUGGAACAUUCACUAAGCUCUUGAAGGUACUUUCUGAUACGAUUAAGACUGAAAAGAGCAAUAAAAACACUGUGUUCUGCAGAAGCACAGGCUGCACCCUUGGCCGUCAAUCCUAAGGAGGUUAUGGUUGCUCACAAAACAGAUUUUUUAAGUGAAAUUAAAAGCACUUUCAGAUAAAAUUUUUAUCCAGUUUGACUUCUUAAAAUUUAUCUUUUUAGUGCUUGGAGACAUAUUGAAUAAACUGUAGUCUCAAACCAUGUGACCUGCAAUCAUUUGCUUUAACCUGAUCAGAACUGCAGCGGCCCUUUAACAUUGGCUGUAUAUGAAGUUAGGUAUCUAGAUUGGGAGUCCCUGUUUUCUGAGUUUCAUUAUAAGUUUAAUGCUGAGAUUUACCUUGAAAUUUUAUUUCUCCUCAAUGAUUAGUACUAUAAAGGCAAGGUAUAAGAGUGACUUACUCAGAAAUCUCUUAAGAGUGACUGAACACUCAUCCAUUCAGUUAUACUGCCCAAUGUAGCAUCAUAGCUCAUCAGAUUCAGAGGCCUAGGGCAGUAGGGAAGAAGUGGAAAAAGACCUUUCCUGUAUUGUGUACCUUUUAUAUGUUGAAUUGCUUGGUUUCAGCCUUUUUUUGGCUUUAGAUACACUUUCUGCUGUAUUUUCCACUCACCAUGUGCAGAGCUUGGGAACCUUGGGAAGUGCCAGAUUACCAGUGUCAGCCAGAGUUGCCAAGUCAAAGAGGCCCAACCAGCCCCAAAGUGCCUUUCUGGUUGUUUUGCAUCUGUGGGGGCACAUAACAGAGGUGACAACUUCCCUUCUGUGCACUUAGAAUAGCCCUUUCUUCCACUGUCCCCUGCAAAAGUCCACUUGUGGAACUUUUGUGGCAAGCAGCCAGACCCAUACCCAGGAGGAGAUGGAAGGCCAGCAUUGGAAAGAACUCUGCCUCCAAAGCACACAGAUGAGUAGCAAAUUUGGAAUGAUUCCAAUAUUCUUACAAUUUUGAAUGUGAGGUUCUAAAGUUGAUUUUAAAUACCUGAACACCCCUUGCUCUGCUACACACACAUACACACACCCAACACACACACACACAAACACUUCUCUCCACACCCAUCUUUGCUGAAAGAUAGUGUGAGACAUGCAUUGAAAUGCUGGCGGUGAUAUGUGUUGGGUUAUAGUCGCCAGCAACUGCACUCAGGAGCCAAAUUCAGGAGUGAAAUGGCCACUUCUAGUCCCUUAUUUCCUAUGGAAACGAUGAUGCCCUCCACCCCUGUACCUGCCGUCUCUCCUCAUGGGAAGCCACAUCAGGAUCGCUGUCCACUCUACGCUUUGAUUCAUUGUUAUGUUGUUGCUGCAAUGAGCAUCAUUUCUGCUUUACCAGCAACCACCCCAAUUCCUGUGGCUGCAGUCAACAAACCUGCUGAGGACUGUUUUUAAUGUCUUACCACAAAGUGACAAUUGUGACAGGCUUGCCUUGGAAGAGUUGUCAUUUUUACUGCCAAUUUUUUGGAUGACGUUUUUAUAAUCUUUCACAAAGUCUGCAAAUCAAGCAGGAAUUGCACAACUUACUCAAUGCUGUGUGUUCUCGAGAAGCUCCCUGAGUCCAGGCUGUUCGUGGGACCUGCAGGUACCCUGGGACAGAUGAGCAAGCACCCUGUGAGCAGCUUGCCCACAGUUCUCCUGACAGACUGGUGUGGCCACUAACAAAAGUUGAAAGACCUAGAGCACGAGCCAUCAGGCGCAUGUGGCUCACCCUUCCCUCCCUGCUGACAUGGAGGCCUGUGCAGACCUCUGAGCUUCUGAACCAGCAGACUGGAAUUUUCCUCUGCUACCUCUGUGUACAAAGUCUUGUUUAUAAAAUUUCAAAAGAAAGUAGGUAAACUAGGGAGGAAUCUUAAUUCUAAGCUUGGGUCAUGUGUACAAGAGAUCUUAGCUUGUAAGAGUAUAAAAUAAAUUUUCCAAAAAUGA